Messenger RNA from Prorocentrum cordatum, 573 nucleotides. The record is from the annotation of a GenBank genome assembly. NCBI's taxonomy places the organism in Eukaryota, Dinophyceae, Prorocentrales, Prorocentraceae.
AUGUUGUGCAGCUCCGCUCCAAAAGCGGUCCCGAGUUGUUCGGUAUGUUUUGUAGUAGCCGUCUUGGCGGCCUCUGGAAAGCAGCAGAGUCAGUUACAGGACAGACUCCUCUUCAAGGGCCUGUUGGUAGAGAAAGAACUGAGGUUCGAGGCCGAACACGAGCUCGCCACGCAGCAGGAUUCGACCAGUCCGCAAAACGGCAGGGAGGGCUCUGCAGUUGGAUCCCGCCCAUCGAUUGCGCUCGCCUUCGAGAUGAACCAGUUCGGCAGCUUGGCAGAGAUGCGUGCCAUCGGUGUCAGAGAGCAGUGGCUGAUCGAAGACGCCGAGGUCAAUGCACUGCCAGGCCGAGGUCUCGGCACGGGCGGGCUCGUCGUCGUGGUCGAAGGGCUUUACCACAACACGAUCGUGGCUCUGAAGGCGCCCAUGCAGGACAUCCAAACGAACCUCGUGCACGGGAGCCUCCCUUCGCUCUGCAACGAGCUACGGAUCUUUCGCCGGCUUCGGCACCCCAACAUUGUCCUCCUCUAUGGCGCCAUCAUGGGCGAGUACACUGCCUCAUGCGAUUCUGCCUAG